AAGCGGCGGCGGCCAAGAGGAGGAGGAGGAGGAAGAGGAGGCGACGGAGCAGCAGCCACGGAGCAGGACCGCAGCAUGUAGCGUGUCCAAGACCAGCGGCGACCUAGAAGGCUCUCAUGGACCACGAUGAAGGCAAAUCCCAGCUCCUGAUAAGGCAGAGGAGACCCGAGGGCUCCCUCACAGCAUGGAUCUCCCCGAAGAGAGUCUUGGAUGUUGAUGGCCACAAAAAAGCAUUUGCGUUUGGGGAUUUUUCAGUUCAUCCGUGCAAAUAAAAAUUUAAAAACAUGGAGGGUCACAUCAGGUUCCAAAGCUGCCAGAAGAAUCCUAGAGGAGCAGUGAAAAAGGCCUUCGGCGAAUCUUCCCUCUCUCCUACGACGCCAUGGUUGCAAAGUCAAAAACCAUUGUGCCCCAUAUCAACAGAGGAGCUAUCCAAAGAAGACGAACGUUUCAACGAGGUCACGUUUCUCUGUUUUGCUAAUGAGACUGCUAUUUCACCCAAGGACCUGGCGACCGUCUCGGGGGGCCUUCCAGAGGUUCUGAAAUCAAGUCCCUGGUGCAGCCUGCAUGACCAGGAAGCUCUUUUGCUGAAGGAUACAUGCAAACCGGCGGAGGGUGGUGACGCCUUCAGGCAAAAGAAGUGUUGUUCACGGGUAUUGUGCGUGAUGAGAUUGUCGUCUUCGUUUCCGAGGCCGACGGGGGAUGCCGUAUUUACUCUGCUGAGCAAGUACACGGCCGCGAUCAGAUGCAGUGAGGAGAUGCGCUCGUUUCCCAAACAGGCCCCGGACUCCACCCACCCGGAGAAUGAUGACACCAAUCAAUCGGUCUCCUCCAUCGAAGACGAUUUCGUGACCGCGUUGGAACACUUCGAGGAAGAUGAGCCGGCAAAAAUGAUCCAUAUUGAACCUGAGAAGAGUCAAGAGGUUUCUCCAAAGUCCACCUUUGCUCAUCCUCUCAAAUCCAACGAUCAAAAGUCCUUUGUCAGUUCUGUGUAUCGGAGGCCAUCGGUCAAGUCCUCCAUCUCCUUGGUGAACAUCUUAGAACUUGAAGAAUUGUCAUCUUCCGUGAGAAAUUCAGUCUCCACUUCCAUUUCUGAUCCUUGGAUACAGAGAAGCUUUUUCAGGCCCCAUAGUUCUUCGGAUCGUGGUGUUAAUCUUUUGCACAAAACCUUAUUUUCUUCCUCUCCGGCCGAUUCGUCCGAAUCGGACUGUUCUAGUCCAAGCCCUGUCAUAUUUUUGGAUGAAGAAGGGUAUCAAAAAAGUUUGAAGGCAAAGCUUCAGCUGCCGAAAAUCCCAGUAGGGAAAGACGGAGUUGAAGAUUCCGACUCUGAAGUCAGUGAGUUUUUUGAUAGUUUUGACCAAUUUGAUGACCACGAACAAAUUUCGGGAAAUAGUUCUAAAGGUUCUAGAGAUCCCACCACCAUAAGUCAUACGUUGCAGAAAAGCGUCGUUUCGUGUCAGAAGUCCUGCUCCACCUCAACAUCAAUGAAUCCUCAAAAAUUCAAGUGUGAUCGUCCAGUUCUUCCAGCCAAUGUAAGGAAGCCAACUCCUCGCAAGCCAGAAUCUCCAUACAACAAUCUCUUGGAUGUCCCAGAUUCUCCCCGCCUGAUCAAAAACCCAACUGAUGAUCACACGUCCUUGUUCAGCCCCAUCAGAUCUUCUGCUUUCAGUCCGCUGGGCAGUUGCUUUCCCACAGAAUGCCUCUGUCGAAUGAAUCGAGAUGCCUUCAGCCAGAACCACAACCUCGUCUAUCACACCUACUCGGAUUUUGCAAAUAAUAUUUCCUUUGAAAUUCUGGGUUCUGUGUGUAAUGCGAGGCCACCCUCAUUGUGUAGAUGCACACAGGAGAUUAUCAGCCAGGGUAGGAUCGUCCUGGGAGAAGAGAAAGACCGGACGACAAAAAUCCAACGAGACAUAUCUAGAAAAGGACUUCAUAAGAAAGAUAAAUCCAAACAUAACCCAGGAGUGAUUAAAGAUCACAUCCAGAAAUUUGCUUCAGAGCUAGUGGAAACAAGUUUUGGAAGUGCGUUUAAAGAUCUCCAGAAGGGUGUUUCUUCGUGUACCAAUGCGUUGUGUCAGUUGGCUGCUAAGUUGACUUCAUCAGUGUUCCAGAUGGCCUUCUACGAGAUCGGGAGGCAGCAAGCUCUUUUUCUGAAGAAGAAAGCCAUUAAUGGUUUAGCAGGAUUUUUGGUGAGUGAAGCCGUUACCGGAGCUUUGAAAGAACUGUACUCCGUGAAGCAACAAAUGUUUACCAACACCGUUACCAAAUUUGCAGCAAACCUUGCCGAGGAACUGAUAUUUGAAGGGAUAAUGGAAGUUUGUCAGUUUUCACAUCCGCCGACACCCACGGCGUCCCAUCAGGGCUCCUUCCGUUACAACGAUAACGUCAUGUGGUCCUACGCGGAAGACUUGUCUGAAUCUGUCAUCCAGGAUGCUUUUAUUGAGCUAUCGCAGGUUGACGUGAACUUCACCUCGCAAGCUGCAAUCAGUGUUUCCGUGGACAACAUAAAAUAUGUAAGCAAGGAAAGGGCGCUGGAGUUAACCCACACAUCCAAUGGUUCUUCUGAGUUUUGUGAGAACAUGCCAGUAGCCUUGAACCCUGUUUGGGAAUUCAGAAAGGAACACACCAUUAAUCGAGCCUUGUUCUACACAACGGGCAUUGCGAGUUCAAUUCCGGUGCCCUUAGCUGCAAGCAUCCUUUCUCACCAUCAGAUUUUAUGGAAGGAAGCCAAAGUCAAGAAUCCGUUGGCAUCUGAGACCAAGCUUUCCUUCUACAAAGGGUCCCCAGAAAUGUGUUGUGCCACCAAAAGGAAUCAAAGCGAAGUGUCAUCCCUUAGAAAUAUCUACCUGACUACUGAUUUCACACCAGACAAUGAAUGCAAUCCACCCAACCAUCCCGAGGCCAGCAAACUUGCAGAAAUAUCGAGCCUCAAUAACUUUUCUGGAACGAUGGUCGAUAUGAUCGUAUCAGAAGCCUAUGAAGCCGUCGCUUCUUCCAGGGUUUCUAAAUCGGCAGAGCAGUACACGGAUGUGCUACAAAUGAAGGAUGCCCCCUGUUUGCAGUGCAUCGGGAAGGAUUCCUGCAAGAAUAUGUUUGCUAAUUAUUUGGCCAAACGGAUCAUAAAACAGUCGGUUGAUGAAACGAAAUUGGCGUGUUCGGCUACGGGUGAGAAAUUAGCCUACUGUGUUGGGUUGGGAACCCAUGCCGGAAGCGAUAAGAAGGAAUCUCGGGGCGCAGCCAAACAAGGGGACAAAACGAAGACCAUCCCAGUUAUCGUGGGUCAACAGCAGAUGCCUUUAAACAACAUAUCGAAAUUUCAUAUCUCUAGCACUUCUUCUAAUCGUUGUUUGAUGUUGGGGUGUAAAGAUGGAGUUCAGGAAAGAAAGAACCGGGCAGCUUGCAAGCUAUCCGCAAAUACAAUCUCUCCUACGGUGUCAUUUGUCAAAUCUAAGGAGCAGGUUCCAGAUGUGGAAGGCAGUUCAGCAAUACCUUUCAGUAACUUACUUGAAAAACAGAGCGAGUUGGAAGGCACAGGAGAUUCUGCGUUUAGUCACAAAAUGCCUUUUUUGGAAAUAAAUAAUUCUUCCAUGGUGUCCACUUGUGAAGAUGCACUUCAGCUGGAAGAUAAAUUGAAUGUCAGAGACAGAAAUCUUCUCAUGGUACCAGAAACACCACCCUCGACACCUUUAAUAGCUUCUCAGGCGAAUUCGGAGUGGAAUUUAAGGAAAUUAACCCAAACACUGAAAGGAGAAUUAGCAAAGGAAUUUGCGCCUGCUACUCCCCCUUCGACUCCUUACAUACAGGAAACAGAUGGAAUAUACACUCCAGAAUGUGAAAAUGUCGAAAAGGAAGAAUUUAUGUUGAAAUUAAUGCGUUCUCUUUCCGAAGAAGUGAAAAACAAGGAGGUUGAAGAACAUUCUGAAACACUGUUAGAGCAAAUUCAACCUUCGGGACCGACAAUAGAGUAUGCUGAUCAUCUAGCUGCUCGUAUCGUAUCUAUGGCAACCGAACAAGCCACUUCACGUUUUGAAGAUAAAGCUGUUCCGAUGGAGAAGAAGAGAUACUUUCAAGUAAGCACGGAAGACCAGAAAAGUAGGUGUUCCACGUUUGUUAAGGUUCCAGAAAAACACACACCUGCUUUGUGGAUUUACGCCGGUGAAAUGGCUGGGAGGGUCAUUUGGGAAGCGAAGAAAAGGCUCAAAUCAAGACAUUGUAAACUUCUGAACCUCCGUCACAUUAAUUGCGAGGGCGAUGGGUGUCAGCCUAAAAGAAAUUACCACGAAUGUUGGUUGAAAGACAAAAGACCAAAGCUCUCUUCUAGAGAACCAGAUGGUUGCGUUCUUCCUGCACCCCUGAAUUCGGAAGCUUCAGGACUCAACUCCAAAUACCCAAGCUGCGAAAGUGUGACAGAUGAAUAUACCGACCACAUCAUUCGGGUUUUGAAACAGGAAGGUGGCCACGGGGACCUCAUCAUGGAUAAUUUCGCCGGUAGGCUGGCUUACAAAGCGGUGAGGUCUGGAAUGCAGCAAGCCACCAGGAAAGUCCGGGUGAAGCACAGUAGGAAGGCUGCUCCUGAAAAGAGCUUCAAGCUAAACAGUAAGCUCGAACUGUUCGAGGCAACGAAACAGGACUUAGAUAGAAAGAAUCAGAACAAUAAUGGCACGACGCUUCACCUCGCGAAGCAACCUUGGAUGAGCAGGUGCCCCUUACACGGGCCCGAACGUUCAAAGUUGCUUGACUUUUCGGAAUCUCUUGCUUGUACAAUCACCUCUGAUGCCAGUGGGACGUUCAUGUCCACGACAAGUUUGCCCAAAUCUUUAACGGAUUCUUGCUUGUACCAACCACCGAGAGACGACAAAGUCACAGAGUUCAAAACCCUGUGGAGUCAAAGACUGCCUUCUUCCCGUUGUAAGCAGAAGCUGUAUCACAGCACGGAGAGUUUGAGGGACUCGACUUACCAAGAGAACAUUUUACAAGCCGUAAACCAAUAUGCGAAGAAGAUCGUAGAUGAUACUUUAGAAGGGAGCUUAGGAUCAGCCACUUGGCAAGCUCCUGAAGGCUGGACAAAUGGAGAGAGGUUAACCUAUGAAGAAAAAAUGACUCCAUUUUCCGUAGCUGCCUGCAAACACUGCGGUUUGAAAGAACAACAGACCUGCAUUGGAGGUUCGUCUCUGGCGCUAGCUGGACGAGAACUUCCUUCUAACGUUAGACAGUCUUCAGAUGGGAGUGUAAACAUCACCUUGCCUAAAUCUCUCGUGUUUCAUUUGGACAUUCCCAAAAUUCACGUUGAUAUGGAGGAGAAGGUCCUAGUUGCUGAAAACCUGUCACCUGUCACCUUGGACCGAGCGAGGAGGCAGCUCAGCAACGCCAGUUUGACGGCGGAUAGUGGAAUCAGUCAAGAUGGAAUCAGUUUUGCCGAAAGUCUAACCACAGAAAUUAUGACUUCCUGCGUGACAAAUAUUGCUCCAGCCAUCAAUAUAAGUGCCAUGGAAACUGGGGGGCCUAAUUCUGCCGAGUCUGUGGUCAGCCAGCAAACUGGAGAUGACGGCACCGGUAGCUGGUCCAACUUGAGUUUUGACGAUGAGCAUCCAGAUGAGAGCAGCAGCUUUCUCCACCUCAGCGAUAGUAAUGGUAACAGCAGUAGCUGGAGCAGUCUUGGUUUAGAAGGAGAUUUGUAUGAGGAGAAUUUGUCCUUCCCGACAUCCGACAGCGAUGGCACAGAAGACAAGGAGGAAGAGCUGAAAGAUUCCAUGGAAGAGUUGAAGAAACCUUCCAAAGCCUUGGUCCUUGUGAAUGUGGACGUUGGACCAUGCAUGGUGGAUCCUCAGCUGAGGAUGACGCUGCAGUGGCUGAGUGCUUCGGAAGCAGAUGUGCCAGAGUUGCGUUUCCAUGAGGACGCACCCAGGGAGUUUGUUCUUCUUUCAAAGACCUUGCAGGAGAAAGGCUGGCGAGUGGGAGACCUCUACCAGGCAGUUCUGAAAUACUGCGAAGCCAUGGAGAAGUCUGCCGAUGGGGACAGAACUCUGGAAAGCAAAACACUUUUUGGGUGGCUUCAGGAGAACAUCUGAAUGGCCCAGGAAAGUUUCUCCUUGAAUUCCACUUAUGAAUCCUCCUGGGAAAAAAAAAAAUGAAAAAGAGAGAGAAUGUGUGCUAACUAGCAAACGUAACAUAAUUUGUGUUGUGAGGCACAUUAAGCUGGAAGUAAAUACUAAGCAUACUGUACUGUCAAGUGGCUUUGUGAAACUUGGGUGUGCUUUUAAUCCUGUGUGUGUAGGAUCUGAGUGAGGUUCUCCACUCGGUCAGUCUUCAUCGGUCUGCAACUCUGCUCUGUUGCAUUCUGUCUUUGAGUGAGGAUUCCUGCCAAACUAGGACAAGGAAUGACCUGUCAUCUCAGUCUAGUUGUUUGUCUCUGUCCUUCGUCUUUGCCAUUUUUCCCUUGCCUCUUUCCUUGGAA
Messenger RNA from Pseudonaja textilis, 6451 nucleotides. RefSeq names its product A-kinase anchoring protein 11 (gene AKAP11). Lineage: Eukaryota; Metazoa; Chordata; Lepidosauria; Squamata; Elapidae. Gene Ontology annotation, molecular function: protein kinase A binding. Gene Ontology annotation, biological process: intracellular protein localization. The record is from RefSeq and is a predicted model, not a curated record. Gene Ontology annotation, cellular component: cytoplasm.